This is a messenger RNA of Xiphias gladius (swordfish), 6193 nucleotides long. RefSeq names its product doublecortin-like kinase 2a (gene dclk2a). Gene Ontology annotation, molecular function: protein kinase activity; ATP binding. Gene Ontology annotation, biological process: intracellular signal transduction; protein phosphorylation. Lineage: Eukaryota; Metazoa; Chordata; Actinopteri; Istiophoriformes; Xiphiidae. Bases 614 to 3595 code for a protein of 993 amino acids. The record is from RefSeq and is a predicted model, not a curated record. The transcript is spliced from 17 exons. Gene Ontology annotation, cellular component: microtubule cytoskeleton.
CGAACCGGCCAGUGAGAGAGGGGAUGCGACGGGGGCGAAGGAGGCGGUUUGGGGAUUCUGGUGUGGUGCGCCGAAGUUUUGCAAAAUCCCUUGGUCGUUUGUAAGCCAGCGGCGAGUCCACUGCAAUGUCUGUCCGGCGCAGCUGCUCAUUACUCGACACAUUUUCAAGCGGAUAAUCCAGAGUUGGGGGUUCGGAUUAUUGCUCCUGCCGUGUUUUCAUAGGUGGAGAAUUCAAUUCAUCGGCUCAGUCAGGACUGGCUUCAGUUUCUGUGGACUUAAAGAUUAUUUCUCGACUAUUGUUUUUUUUUUUUUUCUCCCCCCCCCCCCCUUCAUUGUGGAAGCUGUGUUGCAACGUUUAGACUUUGCGACACGGAGAAGUUGCCGUCGAGAGAGGUCACACUUUGUGGGCUGGGAGUGGAGACUGAAGACGCACACGUGUAUCCUCCUUCCUCCGGCUGCACACGCAUCGACCCUUCAGCUCUCUCUGGAUAAAAGUUUUUUGUGUGUGUGUGUUCUUGUGUGUGUGUGUGUGUGUGUGUGAUUUUGCGUUUUGGUUUUUUUUUUCCGAUUGGGAUUUCGUUUAAAACAGGAGAAGAGAACGUGACAGACCAACAUGUCGCUGAGUAGAAGUAUUGAAUUUGAACACUUUGAGGAGCGAGAGAAGCCGCACCGGACACCGAGGACCAACUCGGGCUCCGGGUCCCAGUCCGGCUCCAGGGGCAACGGGCUGGUCCCCAGCCCGGCGCACAGCGCGCACUGCAGUUUCUACCGCACACGCACGCUCCAGUCCCUCACUUCCGAGAGGAAGGCUAGAAAAGUGCGCUUUUAUCGCAACGGAGACAAGUACUUCAAAGGUCUGCUGUACGCCGUUUCCAACGACCGGUUCAGGUCCCUGGACGCGCUGCUCAUGGAGCUCACACGGUCCCUGUCGGACAACGUCAACCUUCCUCAGGGAGUCCGGACGUUAUACACGCUGGAUGGAGGCAGGAAGAUCACCAGCCUGGAUGAGUUAGUAGAAGGUGAGAGUUAUGUGUGCGCCUCCAACGAACCCUUCCGACGUGUGGACUACAGCAAGAACGUCAAUCCCAACUGGUCGGUCGGCAGCAAGACUGGCACAUCGCGCUCCCUCUCCUCUCUCAUCCCGCUGAAGAGUGAACUGCAGCGUGAAUCCAAGGACUUCAUCAAACCGAAGCUUGUCACAGUCAUCCGCGGUGGCGUCAAGCCCCGCAAGGCAGUUCGGAUACUGCUCAAUAAGAAGACGGCGCACUCCUUCGAGCAGGUGCUCACUGACAUCACGGAUGCUAUCAAGUUGGAUUCUGGAGCUGUGAGGAGGCUGUACACUUUGGAGGGCAAACAGAUAACCUGCCUGCAGGACUUCUUCGGGGAUGAUGACGUGUUUAUAGCGUGCGGCCCAGAGAAGCACCGCUAUGCCCAGGACGACUUUGUGUUGGAUCACAGCGGUAAGGCUUCCACAGCCUUUAUGACUGAAUGCAGAGUGCUGAAGUCAUCGUACAGCCGCUCUGCUACUCCCAACCGGACAGCUAAGAGCCCUGGACCUUCACGACGCAGCAAGUCCCCUGGUGCAGCAAGGCGGCCUGUCCACUACUCCACCAGUCAGUCUCCAAUCAAAUCCCCAGUAAAUGGUGCCUCAAGUAGCCAGAUCUCAACUCCGAAGUCCACCAAGUCCUCCACUCCGUCUCCCACCAGCCCCCGAACAAUCCCCAGUUUUAAGAUACCUCCAUCACAUCACAUCUCUUCUCCAAAUGUAAAUGGCUCAUUGAACAACCACCAAGAGCAAAGCAAUCGACUGAGUCCAGAGGCAGUUAAUGGCAACCGCUACCUGCCUGCCUCCACCAUUUUGGAAAAAUACAAAGUUGGGAAGGUCAUUGGAGAUGGCAACUUUGCUGUGGUCAAGGAGUGUGUGGAGAGGUCCACAGGAAAAGAGUUUGCGCUGAAGAUCAUCGACAAGGCCAAGUGCAGUGGAAAGGAGCACCUCAUUGAAAAUGAGGUGGCAGUGCUGCGGAAGGUGAAACAUCCCAACAUCAUCAUGUUGAUUGAGGAGGUGGACACUCCCUCUGAGCUGUACCUGGUUAUGGAGCUUGUCAAGGGAGGGGAUUUAUUUGAUGCCAUCACCUCAUCGGCCAAAUACACUGAGAGAGAUGCCAGCAUCAUGGUCUACAACCUCGCUGGAGCUCUGAAGUACCUGCACAGCAUGAACAUCGUCCACAGAGAUAUUAAACCAGAGAACCUGCUGGUGUUUGAGUACCCAGAUGGCACCAAGUCAUUAAAGCUCGGGGACUUUGGCCUGGCCACAGUAGUGGAGGGACCCCUGUAUACCGUAUGCGGCACUCCUACAUAUGUGGCUCCAGAAAUCAUCGCAGAGUCCGGUUAUGGUCUGAAGGUGGAUGUCUGGGCCGCAGGUGUCAUCACCUACAUCCUUCUGUGUGGCUUUCCUCCCUUUAGAAGUGAGAGUAACUUGCAAGAGGACCUGUUUGACCAGAUCCUUCUGGGGCGACUGGACUUUCCCAGUCCUUACUGGGACAACAUCACUGACUCAGCCAAGGAGCUGAUUGGAAAGAUGCUGCAGGUCAACGUCGAGGCUCGAUACACCGCACAAGAUGUCCUCUCCCACCCAUGGGUCACGGACGAUUCAGUCCUGGAGAACAACAUGAAGAUGGAGGUAACAGGUAAACUGAAGACGCACUUUAACACUGCGCCAAAGCACAACAACACCACAGCUGGUGUGUCGGUCAUCAUGAACACAGCUCUAGAUAAGGGGACCCUGCAGCUCACCACCCGUCGUUGCCCAGGCCCCCAGACAGUGCCGUGUUCAACUUCGUCAGCUUGCAAGAAAGUCCCAUCUGCCCUCCAAAUCAAACCGGCUUCAGCAACAAAGUCAGGAACAGCCUCUCCCACCAAACAAGCAUUGUGCACCAACGUACCAAAACCUGGCGAGCUUACAUCACCCACCGAGACCACGGGGACUGCUGUGCCUGAUGCUGCAUCCACCUCUAAUCCUCCCUGCUCUCAACCCCAGAAUGAAAAGGACCCAUUAACUACUAAGCUUCACCUCCCUCCCUCUGCUCCUGUGAGUUCGCUUCAGUUCUCCCCCUCGCCCUCCGCUGAAACUUUCCCCAUCACCUCCUUGCCCGUUUCAUCCCCUCCUGAAGUAAGAACAUCCCCUACAUCCCCCUCUGCUGCUCCCUGCCUAUCUCUAGAAGCUCCCUCACCCUCAAGCCCUCCUGGUCUUUUCACCUGCACAACCCCCUCUAUACCUGUCUCCUGUCCUUCCCCAUCAUCUCCUACCAAACCGGCUUCUCUUUCUCCCUCUUCUCCUACCAAAGAAGCAAUGCCCCAGUCUUCCUCUCCCGCAACGCAAGAUUCCCCUUUCCCCGUCUCCCCCAUCAAACCUGUUGUUGUAUUUUUCCCUCUCUCUUCCCAAAUUAAACAAGAACCUUCCUCCCCUUCUCCCAUCCACCCAACCCUGUUUCCCUCUCCUCCUUCCACACCUCCCACAUCCACCACCCCGCCCUCUCCAGCUGACCCUCGGUCUCCCAGCCCUCUACCUGCUGAAGAGCUUAUGGAAAAGUUUUAAAAGUCUGGCCUGUGCUGUUGCCAAUUUCACCCCCACUCCAACCUCUUUCCAAAUAUGUAUCAUUAAGACAUGGGACGAGGAGAGCGAACAUCCAUCUUGAGCAUUCCCAGUAGCUGUAAACUGAGCCAGUGACUGCUGUCCACAUUUUUUCCUCUUUCUUAUCCCACUCAUUUUCUGUGAAGGAGGAUACGAGGCAUUUUCUAAGAGUUUGUCGAUUGUAUAUAUGGGAUUGUAUUUAUUAAUGGAGGAUGUGGAGAAAGGGAAUGAAUUGAAUAUUACUGUUCUGAGUGGUCGUCUUUGGAAGUCAUGCAUUACUGUAUCACAUCAAUGUGAAUUCUUUACUUUAUUUAUUAUCCCAUUUUGACUGCCUGUGGCUCUUUUUGUAAAUAGAUAUUCAUUACACACAGACAACCCAAAGUGGGUGUCCUUUUGCUUACACAGAGACACAGUAUGUCUAUACUACAACUAUUUCAGCAUAUCAAACGUCUAAACGUCUUGCUAGCCUAGUUACCUAUUGUGUUUUGGCACAGUUAUAUCUCACUAAACUAACUAUAACCGCUAUUAGUAUUUUCUCCGGCAACAGCCAUCCUAAUGAUAUCCACAAAUCCGCUCCUGUGAAGUGCCACUACACAAUAUGAUGUACAGAGGGUGGACAAAAUAAGCGAAUACCUACCGAAGUACCGAGCGAGGCGGAACUUUGCCUGUUUGACAUCUUCAGCUCUACUUCUGUGUUUUUACUCUUCAAAAUCAUGCAUGUAAAAAAGGGGGCGAUUAUCAGACCUGUUAAAGCAGACACAAAUGGCCGUUCACAUUCAAGUUUGAAACAAACGAGACCAUUUUCUGUUGCCUCUUGUGCAGUUGUUCUCAACCUUGUUGCCUUGUGACGCCUUCAAACAAAGCUUUGUCUACUUAACAUCUCUCAUCACAAAUGGCACAUGUCUAUGCAUGGUGAACAUUUCAGCCAAAGAUACAAAUUGCUUUAUAUAAAUACUUUUAGGGGCCUGAAGAUAUCAAAUUGUCCAACAGUUCAAAAGCAAAAAGGAAACAGUAGGAAAAACAUAAUGUUGUGUAGAAGGAAUGUGUCAUUCUGCUUUCCUAUCAUGUUGAUUUGUUCCUGAUUUUCAGAUUUAUCUUAUUUACCUUUAGCGGCGUCCUGACCCCCAGGUUGGGAACCACUGCUUUUGGGGUCUCUAGUCAUGCAGAUAGUGUUACGCUAAUUUGAAUUGAUAGGUUUAGGCGAGAAACAGUUUAAUUAUCCAGUAGUAGUGUUUCUAUCCAGAAACACUUUCCCCAAUACUCUAAACAAUUCACAGAAAACACAUUUAUAUCAGAAGUAUUUUUUACUUAAGAUAUAGCCCCUAUGUCAGUGUCAACUGUGAGGUCUGUUAAUUACAGAUUAACUCUUCGGACACACAUCUGGAGAAAGUUGUUGUAGAUGAAUAUUUUAAGUAAUUUUUUUAAUGCUGUGAGCAACACAAACCAAAUUUCAUCCACCUUCAUGGUAUCGAGGUAGGCAGAGCAUUUUCAGAGAAAUAUAUCUCUAAAACCUGGUCAAAUAAAACUAGUAUAAUUUAUAUAAGUCCAUUUGUUUAGAUUAUUUUGUACACCUCCUGUAACUGAAAGACACACUGACACAUUCAAUCACACAUUGACUGUAUGUAUUGUUUGGUGUGAGCUCUGCAGUUGUGCAUAGUGUGAAGAACCUUAGCUGUCCACCUGAAACUUGAAGACUUUUUUUUUUUUUUUUCUGCCUGUGUGCAUCUGAGCAAUCAUGGCCCUUAAAUCCAUAACUGUAGUACAGGACAUUAGAGAAAAUACUGUAGAUCCAACAGACAUGAAACCAGACUGUAGGCCUGUUUCUCGUGAACUGCACAUUUGAAAGCUGAACUGCUUAUUGCUACGACUUUGAAACUACUUGCGUGAACGUGUCGUCAAGGUGACCGGUUUUUGUGCCUCACCACCGGCUAACUGCUCAAAGCUUAAAAUUAUGCCGUUAUCGAAACCAGCUUGGCUGAAAAAUGGGAUCCCAAAUUGUGCAUCCUAAAUUAAUUUCCGAGUGAUUUGUUUUGUCCUUGUUUGUACCUGGUUUGAACUCCACAGCAUUUAUCCCAGCUGGUGUUCGUGGGGCCAACUCCUCCUGUGGCUCAAACAUGCCUCUUUACUGCUUUGGGACUCAACUGCGUGUAUACUACCUUCACACAUUCACUGCCUCCUUGUAAGACAGACCCCUCACUCAUACACACAGGCAAGUGGGUCACUUAGCUUCUCGUAUGUAUAUGUAGUUAAAGAAGAGCAUCGGAGCAGUUUGUAAAGGGAAAUUUGUAUGAGGACAGUUUUAAAACAGGUAGCUCAACUACGUCAAACUGGAGUAACGGUUUUUAUGAGGCAUAGAGUGGCUGCGUUUAAUGUUCCACUAUUUUGAAACAGCAGGAAGCAAAAAAUAAAAAUGCAAUAAAGAACUAAAAGGAAUGUGUUUGUGGUGAAUGUGUGUUUGUGUUACCGGAAGUUGGCCGCCAGAGGGUGCUAUGCAGCCUUAGUGAUUCCUAAUGAAAAAUACAUUAAACACCAAGCACAAUUCAAAUUAUAAAAUUCCAUUUU